Molecule: messenger RNA, 2583 nt
Organism: Penicillium psychrosexuale
Lineage: Eukaryota; Fungi; Ascomycota; Eurotiomycetes; Eurotiales; Aspergillaceae
Product: SGNH/GDSL hydrolase family protein
Exons: 12
Coding region: 1-2583 (860 amino acids)
Biological process (GO): triglyceride catabolic process
Molecular function (GO): triacylglycerol lipase activity
Source: RefSeq, a predicted model, not a curated record
AUGGCAGAUGAGGGAGUCAAUAUUGCCCUAGCAGACAUGGACCCUCCCGCCCCAGACCCCGUUCAUGGCUGGAUGGUCUGGCCGGAUGAUUUCACAGCUGAAAAUGGCGGCGUGGAUGAUACGCACCCAAAUGACUAUGGAUAUGCAAAGAUGGCCGCAAUUUGGUAUGAUGCAAUUGACAAGGCAUACAGUAAUGAUCUCAUUCACGAUGCCGCAGUCACUAGUGCUUCAGCAGGCGGAGGCUCUUGCGAAAAAUCAUUUGGCGAUGGCAUCUACGCCGGUGGUCUUACGCAGCGGGCAAGUGGUGAAGAUGACGGGAUUUACCACCAUGCGAGCGAAAGCAAAGGUGUUCAAACGUCGUUUUGGGAUCCAAAAGAUGAUUUGAUUGAGAAGAUUUUCUUUGCUCGUCUUAUCACCCCUGCUAAAGAUGAGCUUGUGAUCUAUGAAAAGCAGUUCGAUAAAACAAAAGAGCAUAACUUCGAUGUGUAUGACGACUGCAUCCCGAGGGGCGUUCAAUUUAUUGAUAUUAACGGUGACGGGCUGGACGACUUUGUCUGUAUUGCUAAGGACGGAACAGCCUAUGCUAGUGUAAAUAAUGGUGAUGGCACGAAGUGGAAAGCGCCAACAUUUACACGCAUUGGAAAAUGGAAAGAUAGUGAAGAAGAGCAGAUUAUUGUAUUAUCGCUGAUAACGGUGAUAUCGAAUGCUGGCGAAACGGAUGGAUUGAGAUUUACGGGCAAGGGCAUGGGCGAUAUCGCGGGUAUGCGAUUUGAGGAUAUCAAUGGCGACGGCUGUGAUGAUUGGCUCUGGGUUGACGAAGAUGGUACAACCACUACCUACACGAAUUCCCGAAGCUGUAUCAAGGGCAAGGAGGGGGAUGGGCUAAACAUAGUUUGGCGUCAAGGAUUUCAGAAAGGCAAGAGCUCUGGGCCCACUCAUCUAGGAAUGUCAUCCUUUGGCAAGUCUAGUCUACGCAGCCACAUUUUCUUUACUCGAAUAUAUGGGGAGCCACAGGAUUUUGGACUUCUCGGUCGUCAGGACUAUAUUUUCGUUGAGAGAAAAGAGGCAGACGAUGGAGAUAGAUACGAUUACUAUUUCUAUAUAUUCAAGAACGUCGGAUCCGGAGCCACGAAAAUCAAGUAUAUAGCAGAUAGAAAUCGGUACUGCAAUAUGAUGGGCCACGUCGACGGUCGUAUGGACUAUGUUUGGAUCCUUUCUAAAGGUGAUAUGCGUAUCUACCCCAACAAAGGAAUGAAUGACUUUUCAGACUCUUUAUCGAGCUAUUGGGGGGCCAAUUAUGUCAUUUUUGAUCCUGCAAAACUUUCCAUCGGUAUGGACUUAGAUCGUCGGGACCUUCAUCUUGUCGACUGGGAUGGAGAUGGUGUAUAUGAUAUUAUUUGGACAGACCCUAAAAAUAACAAUAAGCCUUAUCUGUGGCGGAAUAACAUUAAGAAAACCGGUGAUUUUAACUGGAAAUAUGACGCAAAUCCCGCCCCAGACCUUAAAUGCUUAGAGAAAGGGGGAGUUGGGUUUUUCGACCGGCCAGUUUAUCUAGCAGAUAUUACGGGCAGUAUGGAAGGAUCUUACACUUACUUUCCUGAUUUGAACGGUGAUGGACUUGCUGAUAUGCACGCCAUCAUACACUCCACAAAAAACACAGCGAAAACCUGGUACAAUGGCUGCACUGGAAAGAAUCAUGUCGGUGAUAAUGGCCCUAUUGAAGAUCCAGAUCUACCUAUCCUACCUCAAGAAGACGGCGUGAUUAUUCAUUAUAAAGAUGGCUCCUGCUCGAGAAACUGUCCCAACUAUGAUUAUAUCCAAAUUGAUAAGUCUCCUAUUUUGGGCAUUAAUCGCUAUGCCUAUUUUGGAGACUCCAAUAACUACGGCAAGCUAAUUGAUACUUGGCUUGACGCCGAGAAGCUGACUUACGAAAGUCAUGCGUGCUCAGGAGAUACUACGGUCGGACUUAAUGGUCAAAUUGACACUUGGCUUCACAAUGAUCCCAAGUCCACCAACAUCGGCACCCUGACGAUGGGAGGAAACGAUGUGGGAUUUAGCGACUUAGUCAGGAACUAUAUCAUUACAUCGGGGUGGUAUGACAUCGACACUUAUCGAAAGAGUUGCUUGGAGGCCGAAUCGAAGGCACUGGAUUACAUUUAUAAUUCCGGCGAUGGUAGGCUUGGAGCAAAGUUAAGGAGCGCGUACAAGCGUAUAGUCAAUGGUGCAAAUGAUAAUUUCCAUCUUCACGUUCCGGGCUAUGGAUCUGUAUGGGAGGAGAAGCAAAACCCCGAUAAAUACGUUUAUUUGACUCGUGAUUUGCGCAAAGAACUUAACAACCUAGUUGGCGCGCUGAAUGAUCUUAUCUCAGCUACCAUCGCGGCCGCCAACAACGAGCUUAGUUCUAAACGGAUCCACUAUAUUGACAUGCAGUCUCACUUUGAUAGUCAUCGAUGGUGCGAAGCAGAUGUUCGUGAACCUGAUCCCAACGGAAAUAGUUUCUUUUUUCUUACUGGCUGGAAUGACCAAGGUACAAAUGAUAUUACUAUGGCGGGCCUGAGUGUGACCGAGGCGGAUGAACUUUAA